Messenger RNA from Rhagoletis zephyria (snowberry fruit fly), 2175 nucleotides. The record is from RefSeq and is a predicted model, not a curated record. NCBI's taxonomy places the organism in Eukaryota, Metazoa, Arthropoda, Insecta, Diptera, Tephritidae.
AUGACCUACGGCACGUGCCUUUCAAGCACAGACAAUAAUAACCCGACAACUGUAUGUGAUAAUGGCCUUAACACUAACCGUCUCACCUUCUUCAAAAACACAACAAACAAAGAAAUCUCGUCUUCCGAACUAUCUGUGUCCAAAUUCAGCGAAAUUGACAUUCAGGAUGAUCUGUUUCGGCUUCAGGAGAAGCUGAUCAAGCUGAGCUCACUGGUGAAGGUGAUCGAGGUGAAGCACAGCAGCGUGACGACGGUCACCGAUUUGGAGGGGUUCAAGUACAAGAAGCCCCGACGGCGUUUUCACCUGCGCAAGAAGAAGAGCAACGCUGGCAGCAGCAAGAGCAUGGACCAGGGCGUGGAACUGCAGCAGCAUCCACUCAAGGAUGACCAGUUGUCACUGCGCAGUGAGAACUACCUCAGCCUGUCGCACCCUUCGCUGGCCGAAGAGGACCCCUCCUCUGGUGCGACCUCCUCCUCUGUGGGCCACGUCGACAGCGAGCUGAACCCGAAACCUCUCUCCAAAACUGAAGCCAUGACCGAGUUUAUUGCACUGGCUAACGAAGUGAACAACACCUACAGGGAGCUGUUAAAGUCCUUCCAGGAAGAGCAACAACAGCGCACAGCUAGGAAGGAAUUGCCCUUCGUAGGCAAUCAAAACAACAACAACGCCGCCACCGCCACCAGCAGCUCAGCACUGGAGGACGACUGGCCAACAAAGCGAGGCAGUAUGAUGAACAAUCGCAACAGCAGCAUCGACGAGUACGAUGAGCCCACGUUUCACCAGAAUGUGUCCCGCUACUCGCAGGAUGACACUUCAGUGCUCAGCAUGUCAGAGUACUACGAUGCAGAGGAUAAAAUGGUCCCCUCUGACUACAAUUCAAGCACCUCUGAAGAGGAGGAGGAAGAGGAUGACGAUGAAAGUGUGAUCACCGAUUUUAGUGAAGAUGGCCAAAGUGGAGGUGGCAGUGGUGGUGGUGGGAGCCAGGUGGUGGCCAAAACAGCGGACGGCGAUCACCACUUUGCCAGCACUGGGCGACGCACCAAACUGCCCAGUGUGCAGCCUUCAAGUGAUAUAAGCCUGUGGAGUCUAUUGACGAAGAACAUUGGCAAAGACCUGUCGAAGAUCAGCAUGCCUGUGACAAUCAACGAGCCGCUGAAUGUGCUGCAGCGACUGUGCGAAGAGCUGGAGUACUGCGAACUGCUGGACAUGGCCUGUACGGUGGAGGAUCCGUGCCAACGAAUGCUCAUCAUGGCGGCAUUUGCCGUCUCCGCUUACAGCUCUUCCUCUUACCGAGCCGGUCACAAGCCGUUCAAUCCACUGCUGGGCGAGACGUACGAGUGCGACCGAGAGGACAAGGGCUUUCGAUUCGUCUCUGAGCAAGUGUCACACCAUCCGCCCAUCUCUGCGUGUCAUGCUGACGCAAAGAACUACGUCUUUUGGCAGGAUUUGCGCGUCAAGAGCAAGUUUUGGGGCAAGUCAAUGGAGGUGAUUCCCUUUGCGACGGUGAACGUCAUUCUGAAGCCGUUCAACUGCCACUACAAGUGGAAUAAGAUCACCACCUGUGUGCACAAUCUCUUCAAGGGCGAGCGGUACGUGGACAACUACGGCGAACUGGUGAUCAGCGACACUGCCAACGGACUGACCUGCAAGAUUACCUUUGAGAAGGCGGGCUACUGGUCAAAUAAGAAGAAUGAAAUCACCGGCACUGUCACCGUCGGCAAGGGCGAGGUACUGGAGAAGAUUUUUGGUCGCUGGAAUGAGUCCAUUCACUGCGGCACUCCGCCGGCCACUCGACUGCUCUGGCGCCCUGGAACGAUGCCCGACAACUUUCAGGACUACUAUGGUUUCAGUCGAUUUGCCAUUGAGCUGAAUGAACUGACUGAAAGGGACAAGGUGACCCUUCCACCUACUGACACUCGUUUCCGGCCUGAUCAGCGUCUGCUGGAGGAGGGGAAAACGGCCAGCGCCGAAACGGUGAAACUCGACUUGGAACGAGCUCAACGGGAGCGCAGGCGUCUGAACGAGGCAAAGGGAACUGGCGACCCCGAGUACACCCCACUCUGGUUUAGGAAAGAGACGUCAAACAACAACGAGGAGACGUACGUCUACAAUGGCAAAUACUGGGAGGCAAAGGAGAACAACUUUGCGGGCAUUGAGUUUGUCGAGCUGUGGUAG